Molecule: messenger RNA, 1581 nt
Organism: Tetrahymena thermophila SB210
Lineage: Eukaryota; Ciliophora; Oligohymenophorea; Hymenostomatida; Tetrahymenidae
Product: REJ domain protein
Exons: 4
Source: RefSeq, a predicted model, not a curated record
AUGCGAAAUCAAUGGGAAAAGAAUUUUGGUUAAUUUAAGUAGCUUAUUUGUGUUAAAUAUUGUAUUCAACUCAUUAAAUUAAUUUAUAAAUAAAUAAAUACUUUUAUUUUUAAAUAUUUUAUUCUAAAUUUUAUUUUAUUUUAAUAAAUAGGUGACUCAUCAACAAUCAUGGAAAAUAACUCAAUUAAUUUUUUGCCAAAUAAGCUGCAGUUUAUAGAUUAUACGGAUACUUUCAUUAACACAUUUUAUAGAAACAUUACUUUCUAAGAUUACCCUGGAAUUCCUUAACUUUAAUUUAGCUAUAAUCACAUAGAAAACAGCUGUAACUCUAUAAAUAUAACUCUUUAUAAUAUUUAAAACGAUGCAGGAAGAAAAUUUAUGAGUCUAAAUUGGACUUUAAAUCAAAUUGUAGGCUCGAUAAGCAUCUAGUAGUAAGAAAGCAUAAAAGAGAUAUUAUAAAAAGCAAGCUUAAACAAAAACACUAGUUUAAUUAUAGAUCCUAAAUUCUUACCACCAAAUAUUAACAUAACAAUAUAAUUUAGUUAUUUACUGAAGGUUAACUAAACUGGUACUUAAACGUUCACUGUUAUUUAUCAAAAAUAAAAAUUUAUAAGAGUCAACUAUUAGCAAUCUUUGUAUCCACCAAUUUAUAGAUCUAUGAGCUUAACUUUCUACUUUUAAUUUUACGUAGAGAUAUGUGAGUUAGGUCAAACAACUUUUUUUAAUGAGCCUGUUGAUUUACAAAUUGUUUCUAACCAGCUUUAAAAGUAAAGCCUAAGUCAAUACAAUUAAUCAAGCUUUCAAUAUGAUAUUCUCCCUUACUCCUUAGCAUCUAAUUAAACCUUUAAUAUGAGUUUGAUUUUGAAUUUGAGUUCAGAUAGUAAGAUUGUUGCCAUCUAAAAUAUCACUGUUAAUAUUUAAAUUACAGAUUUGUAUUUGCAAAUUAUUGGAGGCUCAAGUCUUAAUUUAGGCUAUUAAAAUAAAAUGGUCUUAAAUACAGAUUCAAGGGAUUAUGAAAUUCAAGAUCCAAAUUCUGCUUCAAAUAUAAGCUUUAGUUGGAAGUGUAAUAGCCUAUCCUCUAACGACCAUAUCUGCUAUGAUUACUAGAAUAAUUAGAUUUAAUUGCAACAAGGAGUCAGUAGUAUUACUUUUCCUGCUAAAACGUUUUAACCAUACACUAUAGUUUAGUUUACAGUUAUUGGAUAAAAAGAUUCUAGGCAAUCAAAUUUCACCACAACUUGUAUAUUUACAGAAUUAGAUAUUCCUCCACUAAAUAUUAUUUAAACAGCAACAAGUUAAAACAGAAAAAUUAAUUUGAAUGAUGAUCUUAAUUUUUAAAUAAAUUAUGGUGAGAAUGUUUCAUCUGAUUACUUGUCUUAUGCAGGAGCUAUAUUAUAUGAUAAUAAUCCAGUUGCAGCAAUCAAAUUUGAUUAUUUCUAAAUUAGAUUCAGAAUAUGGAACUAUUUUUAAAAAAUAAAUCCCUCAAAGCCAACACUUUAAAUAAGAUUUUCUCAUUUAAAUUAAUAUUCCGCCUCAGAAUUGCGUUUUAAGUAUUAAUCCCUUAUAAGGAAUAGCGCUUGA